Arachis stenosperma is the source of this 1995-nucleotide messenger RNA. RefSeq names its product beta-glucuronosyltransferase GlcAT14B-like. The coding region runs from base 238 to 1536 and encodes 432 amino acids. The record is from RefSeq and is a predicted model, not a curated record. Gene Ontology annotation, cellular component: membrane. Gene Ontology annotation, molecular function: glucuronosyltransferase activity. Lineage: Eukaryota; Viridiplantae; Streptophyta; Magnoliopsida; Fabales; Fabaceae. The transcript has 5 exons.
AUUUCGGCGAAUUUUUUUAUGCUACAUAUUUGUCUCUUUAUGGCAACAAAAGUAUAACACAAAGAUGAUGUAAUAAAUAUCUUCCACUAUUAACCAAGUUGGGUUGGUCUCGUGGGUAGCUCACUGGUCCACUUAAGUAAGUGUCAGGGAUUCGAAUCCCACCUUGUGCAUGCAGCAAGCCAUUGGUGAGCGGCAAACCUCUAAAUGGAGCUCAGUCGAACUGGGAAUACGUGAUUCAUGGAAUCUAGAAUGAAUAAGCUGAAGAAAGGGUCCAUAGAAAUGGAGAAGAAAUGGCUAUACCCUUUGAUUAUGGGCUUUGCUAUGUGCAUAUUCUUUGCAGGCACUUCCUUCAAUAUGGGGCUAGUUUCUUCUAUUCAUAAUAACCUCAAUUCAAUAUUCUUCUUUCUUCCUUCUCAUGGAGCUGUAAACAGAACAACUCCAACUUUUGUGGAGAAAAAGAUUUCCCCGGCUCCAGCUCCUUCUGCGUCGGCGACAACGAUUCCCAGGAUGGCUUAUUUGAUUUCUGGAUCAAAGGGUGAUUUGGAUAAGCUAUGGAGAACCCUCUUUGCUCUUUAUCAUCCAUUGAACCAAUAUGUUCUUCACUUGGACCUCGAGUCGCCCCUUGAGGAGAGGCUGGAGCUUUCUUGGAGGGUUGAGAAUCAACCUAUAUUCAAAGAGGUUGAAAACGUUUUUGUGAUUCCGAAAGCUAACAUGGUCACAUAUAGAGGACCAACUAUGGUUGCUAAUACACUUCAUGCUUGUGCUAUUCUACUCAAGAGAAGUAAAGAUUGGGAUUGGUUCAUAAACCUCAGUGCUUCGGACUAUCCUCUUGUGACACAGGAUGACCUUUUAUAUAUUUUUCGAGAUUUGGAUAGAAAGGUUAACUUCAUUGAGCACACAAGCCAUUUAGGAUGGAAGGCGGACAAAAGAGCGAUGCCUUUAAUAGUUGAUCCAGGGCUUUACAUGUCUACCAAGAAAGAUUUAUUUUGGGCCGGUCCUAAGAGGACUUUGCCAACAGCAUUUAAACUUUUUACUGGUUCGGCAUGGAUGGUUUUAUCACGUGCAUUCGUAGAAUAUGUUGUCUGGGGUUGGGACAAUCUUCCAAGGACCCUUCUCAUGUACUAUGCCAAUUUUGUCUCCUCUCCUGAAGGCUACUUUCAAACUGUUAUAUGCAAUAAUCCAGAACUAGCAAAAACGAUCGUUAACAGCGACUUGCAUUAUAUUUCCUGGGACAUCCCUCCCAAACAGCACCCUCAUGUUCUUUCCAUCAACGACACGGAGAAAAUGAUAGCAAGCAAUGCUGCAUUUGCCAGGAAAUUUAGGCAAGAUGAUCCAGUCUUGGAUGUGAUUGAUAAGAAGCUACUGCACAGGAGAAAGGGACUAUUCACACUUGGUGGUUGGUGUUCUGGCAAGCCCAAAUGCACCAAGGUUGGGAACAAGUACAGGAUCCUACCUGGUAAGGGAUCUCAUAGGCUGCGCCGCCUUAUAAAUAGGGAAACUUUGGUGGCUAGAUUUGGUCAGAAUCAGUGUACAUAAAAAUUCUGUUGGUAAUAUUCAUGGAUGGAUUGGGGACGAGAGAUGAGUCAGAUACGUAGUUCUUUUUAUGACAGGUAUGUGAUUGAGGCAGCAUUUGGUAGUUAGGAUACUGGAGUGUCUCAGUCUUUUAUUCUUCGGAAUGGCAAAAUAUAGAAAAUUUUCUUCUUGGGACAGACUAUCCUUUAUAUCUGUCUUCAGUUUCGAACAUAUUCUUGUACAUCUUUGUCUCUAUAUUUGGUCCUGUCUUAACUUCCCAACACAAUCUAAGAUAUUCAGAACCUCACUCGACGGGAUAUCAAUGCCGGAUAUGAUCUUAGCCAUAGUUGCCAUUUGACACCAUAUUAGAAUCAAAGAUGGCAUGGGGGAUUAUCUUUCAAUUUUGUAGCAUCUGGACUUCAAAUAAAAUAGAUUAUGAUUUUCUGUUUCUUUAGUUCAUGUUUCCUUCAUAUAUAAAUACAA